GCGGCUAUAAAAGCAGCUGCCGGCUGUCAAAAUACUCAGUUUGAUCAUCUACAAAAGACAAGAAACCUCCAAGCAACAUGAACUUCUCGUGGCUCACCAUCUUCAUCCUGGCCCUCUUCGCCAUGACUGUUUCGGCCAAGAACUGCCCUGCUCCCUUCGAGAAGCAUGGUAACAAAUGCACCAUCAAGCGCCCCAUUCAUGGAGAGUGCCCCCAUGGAUCCCAAUACAGUGCCAAUAUCAACCUGUGUGUCUACAAGAACUAAAUAAAUAAAUAAAUAAGUAAAUAAAAAAUAAAACCUUAUCAGCCGUCGAACACAUUUAAAACAA
This is a messenger RNA of Drosophila subpulchrella, 327 nucleotides long. RefSeq lists its product as uncharacterized. Lineage: Eukaryota; Metazoa; Arthropoda; Insecta; Diptera; Drosophilidae. Bases 78 to 263 code for a protein of 61 amino acids. The record is from RefSeq and is a predicted model, not a curated record. The transcript has 2 exons.